CUUCAGGUGAGUUCCCUUGGCGCUACGGUAUACCUAGGGCCUGGAGGCUGGCCCCUGGGCGGUGGCCCCUUCAAGUCCAACACAGGAUCGCCUAAUUUUGAAACACAGUACGGUAUGUAACUUCCAGUCUUAAAAUGUUCAGGUAAUAGCGAAAGUCAACUCCUCUCCACCAUUUUCUUCAAAGUGAUUAGGCUGGCAGCUCUGCCGGUAGUUGAGCACAAUCUGCGGCUGGGCGCAAAGCAAACCGCUCUGUUGAUGUGGAGCCGGCUUCUUGCAUUGGUUGACUAGUGUGCCACCGUGAUAGAGAAUAGUCAUGGCUUCCAGUACGUCCACCCCCCUGCUCGGCGAUCAAAGCGCCGCUAUGGAGAACGGGCACAUCAAGCGACUUCCCGCCGCCAUCGGCAGCAAAUUCCGGCGGGCGGAGACUUCUGAUUUCUCGGCCGCAUUGGAGAAGCUGAAGGACGAAGGGAAGGUGGCCCCCGCCACAAUCACUUACGACGCCAACUACCCCCUCCGAUACGCCCUCAUGUUGGCAGGCACAUCUGUCAAGAUGUGCCUCAAGAGCUUCACCUUCUGGAUGGUCAUCCUUGAGAAUGUCAUCCUCUCAUACGUCUACUAUGCGAUCUGCCACAACCACGAGAACUUUGAUGGCUCGUUUGACACGGGCGGCUGGCCCUACAUUACGUCCGCCAUCUGGGGCAGCUUUGGUGGUAUCGUGACGUUCAUGCUCGUGUUCCACGCCAGCGAUUGUUACAGCCGUUUCCAGAAGCAGUACGACACCGUGCGCGCCAUCGAGGGCAGCGUUCACACCGUGAUGGGCCUCCUGCGCACCCGCAUCCCUGACGACGCUUUCCCCGGCGCGAGGACCGUGCGCAACAAGGUGGCCAAGUGGGCCAUUGCGCAGACGUACCUGGGCUUUGGCUGGCUCCCGACCAACCGCGAGAACGGCGUGGAUGAGUGGACCUGGGAGCGCGUGGUGAAAUGCGGCCUGGUGGGGAAUGAGGAGAUUGAGCAUCUGCUGGCGCUGCACCCCGGCGAGUACCCCGUCAGCGAGCUCGAGUCGUGCGCCACGCAGUACCUGUGGGCCAAUAAGGAGGAGAUUGGCGAGGGCACCGUGUGCGAGCUCAGCGCCAACAUCAGCGGCAUCACCACCGGCUUCAAGUCGCUGUACGGAACCACCGAGAUGCCGGUGCCGUUUGCGCUGUACCACUACAUCACGCUGAUGAACACGGCGUGGCUGGUGCUGAUCAGCUACAUGUUCAUCUUCUACUCGCGCUACUGGGGCAUCAUCGCCACCAUUCUCACCGUCCUCGCCUUCCAGGGCCUGCGCGAGAUCGCCAACGUGCUCGCGGAGCCGCUCGGCAACGACGAGACCGAUAUCCCCGUGUUCGACUACGUGGUCCAAUGGCACACCUCCAUGGAGUCCACCAUCAAUGCGCCAGCGGCCUUUGCAAAGAAGGUCAAAGCCUAGGGUGUUCGUGGAUGAUCCAUGGUCCACACGAGGGUCGUAUACGACAGUCUAUUUCGGACAUUUUGGUGUCGAAACGACAGUAGGUGGUAAUGCGUCCAUUGGGCGCUUUAGGUGGGUUGGUUUUUUCAAGAGGUCUCAUGUCAAGCGUUGGUAGCUAUUGUCCUUUAGCAGUCGAUGUCAGGCCUGUAAACAUCACUGAGAAAACGGGAUAUAGCAGACUGCAACAAGUCAACAACAACUUGUUAUCUUAGUAGACACCGGAAAUCUCAACCUGGUCAGCCACUCUUAAGGUGACUGUCUUACCUAUACAUGGGUCUGAGGGCCAAGUAAGUAUCUGUUUUGACAAUUGGGCAUGUAAGUUUCUGAGUCAGCUCGCCAGUCCAAGCUGCCUUCAACGUAUGUCGCUAGCCUAGUACAUGUCUCUGUGUCAACUUGCCAAUUCCUUAGCGUUUACGUCCGGUCCGACUCUAGAGUUAUGACGUGCAAGGCCGUCUGUGACUGACGUGUUGAGACUUUGGAAGUGAAAGCCGCUGUAUCUCCAUA
Messenger RNA from Klebsormidium nitens, 2014 nucleotides. NCBI's taxonomy places the organism in Eukaryota, Viridiplantae, Streptophyta, Klebsormidiophyceae, Klebsormidiales, Klebsormidiaceae. The record is from the annotation of a GenBank genome assembly.